Messenger RNA from Cucurbita pepo subsp. pepo (vegetable marrow), 1003 nucleotides. RefSeq names its product ovate family protein 8 (gene OFP8). The record is from RefSeq and is a predicted model, not a curated record. Gene Ontology annotation, biological process: negative regulation of DNA-templated transcription. Lineage: Eukaryota; Viridiplantae; Streptophyta; Magnoliopsida; Cucurbitales; Cucurbitaceae.
UCAUACUCUGCCAUUUUCCGCUUUCUUUCUCCAAUGGAUACCCGCUUCAAGCUCCGUCUCCCUCGCAUGUUCCAAUCCUCUUUCGCCUCUUGCCGUUCCCGUAAUCUCUCCGAUAUCAUCCACAAAGCUGUCUUUAUUCCGUCCCCGCACGACGUUAGUUUCCGUAAGAUCCAACCGGAAUAUUCCUCUGAAACCGCUGAAAGCCCUGCUUUCUCACGUGAUUUCCUUCUCCCCCGGCGGAAAAUUUCCCACCGUUUCCCUCUAGCCCCUUUCCCCUCUGCAAUUUCCGGUGGCUGGACCUGCCCUCCAGCUUCCCCCAUUUCGCCCUCCAAACCCUUCUCUGAGAAAACGACGACGACGAAGAAGAAGAAGAAGAAGAAGAAACAGAGGAAACAGAGUAAGAGGGAGAGUCCGUUCUGCCCGUUUAGUUCAUCUUCGGUGGAGUCGAACUUCGGCGGUACGUGGUGGUACAGUAGCGAGGACGAUGACGACGACGAAACGGACACUCUUUUCUCCUCGAAAUCGCGUUCUUCUGAUUCGUCGGCGUCUCACCGACGGAACAAGUCACGCCGGAGAAAAGGAGGUCGGAGCCGGUGCUCUGAAAUGGGUGUGUUGCCGUUGAAGGGAAAAGUGAAAGAUAGCUUCGCAGUGGUGAAGAAAUCAAGCGAUCCAUAUAAUGAUUUUAGAACCUCAAUGUUAGAAAUGAUUGUCGAGAAACAGAUAUUCUCUGCUAACGAUCUCGAACAGCUCUUGCAGUGUUUCCUCUCUUUGAAUUCCCCCCAUCACCAUAAUGUGAUUCUUGAGGUGUUCACAGAGAUUUGGGAGGCUUUGUUUUCCGACUGGGGAUCUUGAUGAACAUCAAAACUCUGAUCUCUUUGUUUGUCAGCAAAAAGAAAAUGAAUUAAGCCUAACUUGCAUUGAUUAUUAACCAAAUAAUCAAAGUUUUAUCCCUUAUUGUGUGUGUAAUAUCUACUUCUGAUUCUAAUGAUAUUAAUCUUUCAGA